Scaptodrosophila lebanonensis is the source of this 1251-nucleotide messenger RNA. RefSeq names its product translation initiation factor eIF-2B subunit beta (gene eIF2Bbeta). Gene Ontology annotation, biological process: translational initiation. The coding region runs from base 87 to 1145 and encodes 352 amino acids. Gene Ontology annotation, cellular component: eukaryotic translation initiation factor 2B complex. The transcript has 5 exons. Gene Ontology annotation, molecular function: guanyl-nucleotide exchange factor activity; translation initiation factor activity. Lineage: Eukaryota; Metazoa; Arthropoda; Insecta; Diptera; Drosophilidae. The record is from RefSeq and is a predicted model, not a curated record.
UACGCGCUGCGACAGGUUGUGGUGCUUCUAGCUUUCGCGUCAGUUUUUUUGGCUCUGACUGGUGAAGAAGACACUCCGUUGUCAAGAUGCGCGAACAGCCACUGAAAGAGGUCACACAGCUUAUACAUGCCAUCAAGGUUGGCAUGGUGGAGGGCUCCUACAGCAUAACCAACAAAACCUUGGACAUUUUUAAAUACAUCAUAAUGAGCAAAAGUUGGCAAAAUGCUGACGAGCUUAUGCGAAUUGUGCGUGCCCAGAGCCGCAUAAUGCAGGCAGCAUUGCCGCAAGAGACCGUCACAUCAAACAUUGCGCGCCGCAUACUGAAGCUGACGCGAGAGGAGUUCGAUUUGCUGCACGCCAAGAUUCAGCAUUUUGCUGACGACUCGCAGGCUUCACUUUCGCUACACAAAUUGGUCACGCAGACCAGCGAAAGCAACGUGAGUGUGGAUUAUAGUAAGCCGCAGCAGGGUCUGCGCGAGGCGCUACUUGAUCACCUGCAAGAGGUUGAAACCGAACUGGAAACGAGCUCUGAGAACAUUUGUGUGCAGGCAGAGGAGCACAUCCACUCAUCGGAAAUCAUACUCACGUUGGGUCAUUCGCGGAGCGUGGAGAAUUUUCUGAAGCGCGCCAUCAAAAAGCGUCAAUACCUCACCAUAAUUGUUGCCGAGUGUGCGCCAUCGUGUCGCGGCCACAACUUGGCCACCAAGCUAGCAAAUGAUAAGACUGUGGAUAUCAUUGUUAUACCCGACGCCAGUAUCUUUGCGAUGAUGUCGCGCGUCAACAAGGUGAUCAUUGGCACCCACAGCGUGCUGGCCAACGGUGGCUUACGGGCUGCCUGUGGCGCCUAUACCGUGGCCCUGGCCGCCAAGCACUACUCUGUGCCCGUCAUUGUGCUGGCGCCCAUGUACAAACUGUCGCCGCUGCAUCUGUGCGAGCAGGACGCCUUUAAUAUGGUGGGUUGUGCCGAGGAUGUCAUACCAUAUGAUUCGCUGCCAGCGCGCGAAGCAAAAGUCUACAGUCCCAUGUUCGAUUAUGUGCCGCCCGAGCUGGUCACGCUCUUUAUUUCAAACACCGGCGGUCAUGCGCCCUCCUAUGUCUACCGACUGCUCACCGAGCUCUACCAUCCCGAGGAUCUAGAGAUCUAAGACUUACUCAGGCUUGUGGUUUUCAUAUUUUUUUUAACGUUUAUAUUGGAUUAAAUCCACAACAAAUUCAACGACUACAAAUAAAACGGGUACAUUUUCAAGCUGA